AUGGAUUUCAAUUCAAUCUAUCGCUCGCCUAGCUAUUCAGGCUCACCUUCGAGACGCAAUCAUCUGUAUGAUAAAUCUAUGGAAAGCGCAGGAAUGCCUGCCAACAAGACUGUGGAGGAAGGAUUAAAAGAUGAACAACGUGCAUCACAAAACAUAUUCGAAAAACAGGACGCUGAUUUUCCCAGUACAUUCAACGAUUUUGACACAUCAUUUUAUGAAGCCGUCGAGGAUCUAGUGUACGAUGCAGACAAAGAAAACGAAUUACGGCAAAGAGUCACACAAACAGGUUCUUUCGUAAGUCAAGAUUAUCCUUCGACUGCAACACAACAUAGGCUGCGAUCCUUCAGGAAUGAAGACGAGCAUGUUACGACCGAAGGGGCUUCGUACGAUACACCAAGAACCCUAUGGGAUGUAUUACGACCGUUCGCCUUUGUUGUCUUUCUGAGUUAUUGGGUUGUCCGGGAGCCGGUGGUGCGUUUCCUUGCUUUUAUCACGGUGCUGGUUACCACUGCGAUUGCUGAUCCUGUCUUUUACGUGUGGGAGUCUUUCUUUUCAGCCUACUACACACCCACUGCAAAAUAUCGAAUUUAUUUUAUACGUGCAUGCACCACAUUUGUGUGUCUCUUACUAGGGUUGAUAGGCUUGAAUUACGUUUAUGGCGUUUCAUGGAAGCAGGUGGGCAACAUUUAUACAGAUAUCAAAAGUAUGGCGCCCAGCCUGCAGAAAUUAGCAGAAAUGGAAAAAAAUCAAAUGAACGAGCGACAUCAUAUUCUGCAACUCAUAGAACAGCAUUCCUCCAAAGUGAUUCAACAAAAUGCUCCCUACUGGAUCGAACAACAGCUACAAAAGCAUAAAGUAGAUCCGUUGACAGACGAGUUGUCAAAAAAGACGCUUCCCUCGUUGAACAACAACGUAAGCCCUCUCGUUGAAGAGGAACCACCGUUUGACUACGCGUCACAUCAAUAUGGUGGACACAUCAUUCACUCUCAAACGAGCCAGUCGUUUGUGACGAGAAGGGCUAUCAAGAGAUGGAUACUCAGUGUGCAUUCUCAUCCAGCGGAUAAGAUUCUGAGCCAUAGUUUAGAGCCUGGUGAAUGUUGGUGGAUGGCAGGAUCCAUCGGCCAUGUGACGAUCAAGCUAGCAAGGCCUGUGAGGGUGGAUAGCCUUUCUAUUGGACAUCCUUCACCCUCGCAAGUACUCCAUAAAGAAAGUAUACCGAAACAAAUGGAGCUGUACGGCAUCGAACGCAGCAGCGGCAAACGCAUCUUUUUAACGAGUUUCGAAUAUGACAUCGAGAGCUAUCGCCAUCUCCAAAGGUUUGACUUUAACAAUGAAAUGAUUUUUCACGCUGUUGAACUGAGGAUACUCUCGAAUUAUGGCAGUAGUCAGUACACAGAGCUUUAUAGUGUUCGCAUUCAUGGAAAACAAUAA
Messenger RNA from Mycotypha africana, 1431 nucleotides. RefSeq names its product UNC-like C-terminal-domain-containing protein. Gene Ontology annotation, cellular component: nuclear envelope. The record is from RefSeq and is a predicted model, not a curated record. The transcript is spliced from 2 exons. Gene Ontology annotation, biological process: nuclear envelope organization. Gene Ontology annotation, molecular function: protein-membrane adaptor activity. NCBI's taxonomy places the organism in Eukaryota, Fungi, Mucoromycota, Mucoromycetes, Mucorales, Mycotyphaceae. Bases 1 to 1431 code for a protein of 476 amino acids.